Molecule: messenger RNA, 1814 nt
Organism: Dermacentor silvarum
Lineage: Eukaryota; Metazoa; Arthropoda; Arachnida; Ixodida; Ixodidae
Exons: 2
Coding region: 161-1306 (381 amino acids)
Source: RefSeq, a predicted model, not a curated record
UCUAUCGCGACCGUUGCAACGCCGACCUGAGGAAAUUCGUCGAGCACAACUCCUGUUAGCUGCGUUAAUAUGUUUCCGCGCAAAAGAUCGUGCGGAACAUCGCAGACUCCAAGAGCAAAGAGAAGCUGUGAAACGUCAGAUCUGCGACGUAGAGCUUCAGAUGUUUUCGAACUCGUUCAACUUAGUUGCCGUCGCUACCAUGUUGAGCGCAACAGCCAGAUCUCGAUGGCGCUUUCCUCGCAACCAGCGGUGGUUUGAAGACACCCUGCCUAAUUUGGGAGAAGCGCACUUCAAGAGGUGUUUUCGUGUUUCACCAGCCACGUUCAGGUAUAUCGUGGAAUCUUGUCGCAGCGAUCUGCAACGUGUAGAUACUGUAAUGACCGAGGCCAUUUCCGUGGAAAAAAGAGUCGCCGUCGCUCUCUACCGUUUGUGUUCUACUGCGGAAGACAGGACGAUUUCAGAGUUAUUUUCACUUGGCCGUUCAACAGUGAACAAAAUAUACAAGGAGUUCUGUGCAGCCGUUCUGCAAAACCUUGAGGAAGCCUGGCUCAAGAUGCCUGCACCUGCAGACAUUGAAGAUCACAUGAGGGAGUUUCAUGCCAUGACUGGGUUCCCGCAAGGCGUUGGGGCGCUCGACGGUUGCCAUUUCCCGGUGUCGCCUCCGAAAGAACAUGCUUCAGAUUACCACAACUACAAGGGGUGGUACAGUAUGAUCCUGCUGGCAAUGGUCGACCACCGUUACCGGUUCCGCUACACAAACGUCGGCUCUCCUGGGCGAUGCCACGAUGCAUUUGUUUAUGGCAGGUCGACACUUCGGAAGCUCAUUGAAAGUGAUUUAUUUCAACGUCCAACAGUUGCCAUUGAAGGUGUUCAUGUACCUCCUAUUAUUUUAUGCGAUCAGGCGUUUUCACUGACAUGUAAUCUUCAAAAGCCAUACGCAAAUGCAUUACCAAACACACCUGAAUAUGCACUUAAUUACAACUUGUCAAAAUCAAGAAGAAUUGUGGAAAAUGCUUUUGGACGGAUGAAAGCCAGAUUUCGCUUUGUUAUGAAGCGCAUGGAAUGCAGUCUUGACACUGCCAGAUUGGUCAUUAGGGCAUGCUGUGUUUUGCACAAUGUAUGUGAGGAAUUCCAAGAACGAGUAGAGCAGCAAUGGGAGCAAGAGGUAGCCAUGUGGGAUGCCACCCACGAACAGCCUUCUCAUAGCUCAGAAUCAUGUGCUGGUAGUGGCCAAGCUAUAAGGGCGGCACUGGCAAAGCACUUUUUUGCAAAAAGCCAGCAACCAGCCCAUCUCAUGGGCAUCUAGGCUAGAAUGGCCUACUAAAGCUCCUUAUGUGUGCUAUACUAGGACAGACACUUCCCUCGCAUCUACGUAGGCAGCCAGUUUUUAACACGUCUUUAUUGCUAUUAAAAAAAUUAAUUCAAUGUAGAAACAGAUUUCAUAGUCUGUUCCUGACUCGUUCUAUUUUAACGAAGUUGUUGUCACAAGAUUGUACCGUUGCUUUUGCAACAUUGUGCACGGACACAGCAUCUAGUUGUGGCCUCCUUGGCUGUAAAAGCAAAUAGGGCACUUCGUGUUUCAUGCAGAAUGCUGGGUCAAGACUGUCGCGCAAACUUCCAUUUAUUUUGGGCUGUAAUUAGAUUUCAGCCACCACUAUGCAGAACUUACAUGCACAAGAGCUUGUCGUAGGCAAUUAUGAAACCACUAACACUUAUAAAAAAGUGUGAACUCCUGUACUGUUGUAUAAUUUUUGAGCAUGUCUAUUUCAUUGCAUAUGAUAUUUGCAUUGUCUUUCAUUCUGGGCCACGUUCAC